AUGAAAUCGCUGAUGCCCGACGUGUACCCCGACCAGCUAAGGGAGCUCAACCCGCUCAUCUGCUACGUGCAGUGCCUGCGCGAUCAUGCUGACGACACCUCCAAUGCGAGCAAAAAGGCCCAUAUUCGAUCCAGCGCUUUCAAGCACCUGAAGAAUGAGAGUUGUGUCAAAAAUGGGGAAGGAUUUGCUAUUGCUGUGUCCCUUCAAGACGGAACAAUCAUCUACGUAUCUGGCUCCAUCACAUCUCACCUCGGCUAUUCAAAGGAUAUGCUGCUCGGUCAAUGCAUAAUGAACUUCCUGUACCCCCGUGACCGCAUCACUUUCGCCAAUCACCUAAGCCACGGCCUCAACUCUUGGUUCAACGAGGACGCGAAAGGUAUUUGCCACAGCCGAAGCCAGAGCACCUUCCUAUGCAGAUUCAGGCAAUACCAGAGCCUGAAAUACGGUUAUGGCAUCUCGGACAAGAAGGUGCAGUACAAGCCGUUCCAGAUGUCCGUUUACAUCAAGGAUGCCGCCAACGGAGAUGACGUCAGCGUCGAGAACGCCUCCACCGCCAUGUGCCUCGUGGUCACCACAGUCGCCAUCAAGACGGCCUACAGGGUGCCAGCGGAAACUCCCGCCAUGACGUGUUUUUCCACACGUCAUACCGCAUCCUGCCAUUACAGCCACGUUGAUCUCAGCGCUGCAGUGUACCUUGGAUACUUGCCUCAAGAUAUGCUGGGCCAUUCAGUGUUCGAUUUUUACUGUCCGGAGGACAUGGAGUUGCUGAGGGACAUUUACGACUUGGUGAUGAAAGAGCAAGGCCACUCUUUCAGAAGCAAGCCGUAUCGUUUCAGGGCGCUCAAUGGUUGUUUUAUUAAGCUCGAGACAGACUGGUCCUGCUUCAUCAAUCCCUGGACGCGAAAGCUUGAGUUCGUGGUCGGCCAGCACAGGGUUAUCGAGGGCCCGAGGAACCCAGACGUGUUCGCCGAGUCGUCACCCGAGCACUUCAUGGGUGACCAGCCCAUGACGGGGGAAGCCCACAAUAACAACAGACUCAUACAGGAACAGAUCAAGGACAUCCUUUCCCAGCCCGUGAAACUUCGAGAGAACAGCAACAUGCGCCAGCGAUCCAACAAGAGGCGAAAAGAGCUCGCAUCAUUCGUCAGCACCCUCGUCGGAGAGAUGACGCAUAAACGAGUCGCCGACAAAGGAGAGGAGCAAGUAGCCGCAACUGCUGAAGGAUGCACGUGUUCAGACCUUGGAUCGGUUGUGAUGGGGGAGAUUUCACCGCACCAGGAACUUCACGACUCAGACCCUUCAAGCGAGUCGCCGCCAAACACAGAGAUAAGAUACCAAGAAAAUAUUGAGAGGUUCUUCGCGAGCAAUCCCAAGACGAAUUCGUCUGACGAACCAGCAGAGAUGAAAAUAGACAACGAUCGGAAUUCACCCGAGAACCGCGAGGAAGAGGCUAUCAAGGCCACAGCUUCACCGCAAUCCUCCGAAGACAAGUCUGCCUCGGACUUCGCGGUUGUCGACAGCAACUACGCCAGUGCUGGAGGCAGUGGAGUGAGCGGCAUCGGAUGCGGAAGCGGCAGCGGCAGCGGAAGUGGCAGCGGAAGUAAAGGCAGUGGAGGAAGUGGCUGGCAGCGGAUCCGGCAGUGGAGCAGCAGAUGCGAGCCAGCAGCAGCAACAGCAGCCGCAACGGCAGUGCAUGGAGCCGCGAGCGUGCAGGACAAGUACCCGCCCUGCCCGCCGCUCACCGAGGAGGUGCUCCUGCAGUACAACCGACUGGCAUACAAGCACAUGAAUAAGCACCAACAGCCACAGCAGCAACAUUAUCAGCCGCAGCCCGGUAUGGGCAUCGGAGGCGGCACGACCGCGGACGACCACAAGGACAGCCACCGGCUCAAGCGCAGCGGAUCGCCGCUCGUCAACUCGAACCUGCACAAGCACAACAAGUCGUGCAGGGAAAGCACGGUGGCAGACGGCUCGGCAGCUGGAGCAGCAGCUUCGUCGGCUGCGCCAUUUCCUCCACUGCUGCACGCCGCCGCAUCGCUGGUCACCUCGCAGCAGGACAACGUGGCUGCCUUCGUCCCAAACCUGGCCAUACCCACUUACACCUACGUGCCCCUAGGGGGCGCGCAGUCCACCGCCAACACUACGCCAUUUCUCAUACCCGUGAUGUACGUGGGUGGCGUGCCACUGUACCCUUCGCUGCCAACGGGCGACGGACCACAGUCCAAGGGCAUGUGGCAGUGUGGUGCCCUGCCGCUGAUGCCUCUGUGGCAGCAACCGCCUGUGAACGGAGGCACCACCGGCGCACAGGAAGCGACCAAGGCGGACGCCAAGACACCAGGGGCUCCGACGGGGGCCGCCACCGAAAAGCACUCCGAUAAUGCUCUGAGGAAGGCACUGCAAGAUGGGGCGGACAAGACAAGUGGUCCAGCGACCAUUACGGGCCUCGGCGACGGCUCGGCCAAUGGUCGACGGGGCAGCAGCAAUGCCAAUGGUGGCACCGAAAUGGAGGGUUGUUCGAUGCGACCCUUCAAGCCGUAUGCGACGGCGUUCGGCAAUGGACCCUCGGCUGGAGGCGCCAAUAAGUCGGACGCGGACGAGCGGCGCCACAGCGAAAGCACCGACAAGGACAUGCACCAGGACGACUCCGUGUCGCUCUCGUUUGGGUCAUCCUUCUUCGAGAAGUCCGAGAACUCGGAAAGUCAGUUCUCGUCAGAGAAGUCUUCUGAGGACACGGACUCCGAGAUGAAGGACCGUCGACGCAAGCAGCCCUUCCGGGCUGUGCUGCGCGAGCCGCACUGGACCGAGGGUGUAUCGCUGACGGCCGACCUGGUCUACCGGUACCAGAUGCGGGCGCCCGACGCGGCAGACGUGCUGCGCGGGGACAGGGACAAGCUGCAGCGGAUGCAGCAGCCGAGGCUGGUCAACGAGCAACUGUCCGUGCUGCAGCUCGAGUUGGAAGACGCACUCGAAGAUGAGCCUGCUGCAGAGGACGAGCCCAUGAGAGGAGGCGUCAAGGUCCACUCGCCUUCCGCGGGACUCGGGUCGUCCAAGUCCGCGACGCUUCCGGACGACACAACGGAAGCCGCGGAGGCACAGGGCUACGCCAUGUACGCCAUGGAAGAGGAAGACCUCACGCAAGAGAUCGUGGCGAAGGAAGAACGGAUUCUCUCCUCAUACGACCCUGACUUUGCUCUUGCUGACUCUGACGCUGAAUUUUGA
Rhipicephalus microplus (southern cattle tick) is the source of this 3219-nucleotide messenger RNA. RefSeq lists its product as uncharacterized. The record is from RefSeq and is a predicted model, not a curated record. Gene Ontology annotation, cellular component: nucleus; cytoplasm. NCBI's taxonomy places the organism in Eukaryota, Metazoa, Arthropoda, Arachnida, Ixodida, Ixodidae. Gene Ontology annotation, molecular function: transcription cis-regulatory region binding; transcription corepressor binding. Gene Ontology annotation, biological process: negative regulation of transcription by RNA polymerase II; circadian regulation of gene expression; entrainment of circadian clock by photoperiod.